Closterium sp. Naga37s-1 is the source of this 2289-nucleotide messenger RNA. NCBI's taxonomy places the organism in Eukaryota, Viridiplantae, Streptophyta, Zygnematophyceae, Desmidiales, Closteriaceae. The record is from the annotation of a GenBank genome assembly.
AUGCGCGAAGGCGGCGCACAGCGUGCUCUUGCCCGCGCCCGGCAGCCCCAUCGCCACCACCAGGAGCGGGGACACGGGGAGCGGCGGGCUGGGCGGGGAUGGAGGCGCAGCGAGCGGGACGAUGGGGGCGAGGGGGGAGGGCAAGGCGGAGGGGGUGGUAUCGGGAAGGGGGUCGGGGGAGGGCAUGUGGGGGGUUUCCAUUUGGCCGCAGUUGGCGGCGGGGGAUCCGGUGGGAAUGACGCGGAUGGGAGCGCGAGGCGGAAGAAGGACGAGAGCAUUCAGCUGUACAGCCGUAUCGAGAGCCUGAUUUCUGAGUCUGCUCGGCAAUCCCAGGGCGCUGACGCGGCAGGGCAGUGGGAGGAGGUGGAGGGCGCAUGGGUGCUGCGCCCGCCGGCCCCUCUGCAGGCGACAGCGGUGGUGCACUUCAUAGGGGGGGCGUUCGUGGGCGCGUCCCCUCAACUCACCUACCGCCUCUUCCUCACCACGCUGGCACAGAGGGGUCUGAUGGUGGUCGCAACACCAUACGCGAGUGGCUUUGACCAUCUGAGGAUCGCAGACGAGGCGCAGUUCAGAUUCGACCGCUGCAUGCGUUCCCUCUCGCUUAAAGCCCAGCCGCCCAACGAUCCCAUGGACCUGCCAGUGUACGGCGUGGGGCACUCCAUGGGCGCCCUCGUGCAUCUCCUCAUUGGUGCUCGCUACGCCGUGGAGAGAGCUGGAAACGUCUUUCUCUCCUUCAACAACAAGGAGGCCAGUGCGGCCAUACCACUGUUCUCGCCGGUCAUCAUGCCCAUGGCGCAGAGCCUCGGCCCCAUCCUCACGCAGCUGCUCAACAACCCCACCCUCAAACUCGGGGCUGACGUGGCAGUGAAGCAGCUGAGGGAUCUCAACGCACCAAUGGUGGCACAGCUGCUGCCGCUGCUGGAGCAGCUGCCACCGCUGUACCGCGACCUCUCUGAUGGCCGUGAUCAGUUCACACCUGCUCCAGCUGAGACCCGCCGCCUGGCCCAGACAUACUACGGGGUGCGGCGCAACCUGCUGGUGCGAUUCAAGGAUGACACCAUCGAUGAGACCGCUGACCUGGCGGACACGCUGGCAGCGGGCAGCGCUGUGUCAGCGUGCCUUGACCUCGCCAUGCGCACGCUGCCAGGCGACCACGUGCGCCCGCUGCGCCAGGUGGUUCCCGAGAUUCCGCAGUCUGUCGCUGACGUGGUCUCGCGAGGCAGCUCCCUGCUCGCGUCCAUGACAGCUGGCACGCCGCUCGCUGACCUGGCACGCGGCGUGCCUUAUUUCGACCUGCCCGAGCGGGUGAUCAGGUCAGCUUCUGAUUGGUUGGCGACGCAGGGCAGCAAAGACCUGGCAGCAGUGGCAGCUUUGCUCAUCCACGUGGCACUGCAUGAUAGGCCGCCAAGCGACCACGUGUCCAUCUCCAAGGAUGCGGCUCUUGCACUGCUCGCCAUUCUCCUGCGCCUGCGACCCGCCACUCUCCAACAAGUGCCCGACGCGCUGCUGCCGCCCAUAAAAGACAAACAAAGGCCGUCCAGUGCACAGCAGCCGCCCACCAAGGAUGGUGCUUCAGCAGGCAGCCACGUGGCAGAGGGGGAUAGGCUGGCGAUCCUUGCAUGGAUAUACGGGCAGGCAGCGAGGGCGGACAGGGUAGCGGGCAUGUCGCUCUUCAUCCACUGCCUGCUGCCACCUGCACUUCAUUCGGACGCUUCCCCCGCCUGCACGCACCUCGCCCUCUGCUUCCUAGAGGAGGUGGUGUUGGAGAAUCGCAGGAAGGCAUAUGCAGAGCUGCACAGGGGCGCCGUGAGGGGUGGGCUGCGCCUCGUGCCGCCUGAGGCUCUCCAUUCCUUCCUUCUCGCCGCCUUCCCUGCCAAGGGCGACUGCACCGAGUUCACUCCCCGUUUCGCCCACGCGUACCUGAUAGUGAAGCAGCUGGCGCUAGUGAAGGGCACCAUCACGGGGGACGCUGGCGACUCUGAGGCCGCCUCACAGGCCUCCCUUGCCCGUGCCCAGUCCAGCCAGGAAGCUGCAGAGAAGCUGCUUCCUCUCAUGUUUGACGCUUCACGAGAGGGGUCGGAGGAGGCGAGGGAGGAGGCGGGUGCCAUCGUGGUGUGGUGCCUCAUUGAGAACCCUGCCUGCUACUCCCAAUGGGGGCGGCUGCACAGCGGUGCAGUGGACACGUCGCGGCACAUGCUGGCGGGCGUGGAGCGGCGGUGGGAGGAGGUGAAGCUGCAGCUCGCCCCCUAUGGACCCCUCAGAGCCUUCCUGCACGCCAUCCGCCGACAG